This is a messenger RNA of Drosophila pseudoobscura, 4077 nucleotides long. RefSeq names its product cell division cycle protein 14 (gene cdc14). Gene Ontology annotation, cellular component: cytoplasm; mitotic spindle; kinociliary basal body. The coding region runs from base 640 to 3915 and encodes 1091 amino acids. Gene Ontology annotation, molecular function: protein tyrosine phosphatase activity; protein serine/threonine phosphatase activity; protein tyrosine/serine/threonine phosphatase activity. Lineage: Eukaryota; Metazoa; Arthropoda; Insecta; Diptera; Drosophilidae. The record is from RefSeq and is a predicted model, not a curated record. The transcript is spliced from 7 exons. Gene Ontology annotation, biological process: microtubule cytoskeleton organization; positive regulation of cytokinesis; protein dephosphorylation.
AUAUGUAGUUGAAAUAACCAGAUUUCUGCCUAAUUUGAAAGUUCCAGAAAUCUAACAUUAUAUAUAGCCAAAACAACUGUAAAAUAGCUAGAUUCCCAACGCCGGAGAGGAGAGCCGGACCGCAAUGACCAAGUGGGGGAGAUUGAGAGCAAGAAAAAGCGCCAACGCUGCAAUGUAAUUUUCAGUUUACUUUUGUUUUGGAGCUCUCUCGAGCAGCAGUUGAUAAAUUUUCGUUGGAUCCCGUGCGCUCCAUUUUGACCGUGCGCUGCCGUGUUCGUUACGGUAUUUGAAAAAUAGAAAACAGAAUUAAUCUAAAGCUUGCUUUGAGAAUGUUGUUGAAUGGAAAUCGCACAUAUAUUUCCUAAUGUCAAAUUUCCGUUAAUAAAUUUACAGUUUUAAAUUGAAAAUACCCCAAAAAAAAUACGAUUUCCCCAAAAUUAAGUGUUAUGUUGUGUGGAGUGUGGUGUGGCUGCUGCUCCAAUACAGAUCCUGUGCAUAUCCAUACAUAGCCGUUGCGGGAAGCUAAUAACAGUUUGUCGCCAAGCAGCAGUCGUUGGUGUUGUCUCCGUGCCCCCUUAGACGUAGCCGUAGCCGUAGCCGUGUCCGAUUCCGAGUCCGAGUCCGAGCCCUAUAUCCGCUAUGAUGCUGGACGAUGACAACUCAGAUCUCUUGGUCUGUGCAUCCGAAAUGAUGAAAGACCGUUUGUAUUUUGUGGCGUUCAAGAAGAACAUCAAGCCCAAGAAUACCGUCAACACGCACUACUUCAGCAUCGAUGAGGAGUUCAUCUACGAGAACUUUUACAGCGAUUUUGGUCCCCUCAAUAUCUGCAUGCUGUAUCGAUACUGCAUGAAGCUCAACACGAAGCUGAGUGCCAAGUGCCAUGCCAACAGAAAGAUUGUCCACUACACCUCCAUGAAUCCGGCCAAGCGGCUCAAUGCGGCAUAUCUGAUCGGUUCGUAUGCCAUUAUCUACCUGAAUAAGACGCCUCUGGAGGCCUAUAGGCCUCUGGUGUCUGGCGAAAUACCCGCCUAUACGCGCUUCUGCGAUGCCAGCUAUGGUCCCAGCAGUUUCAAGAUCUCCCUGCUGGAUUGCCUAAAUGCCGUGCACAAGGGCCUGCAGGCGGGCUUCUUCAAUUUCGAUGACUUUGAUGCCGAGGAGUACGAGUACUUUGAGCGCGUGGAGAACGGCGACUUCAAUUGGAUUGUCCCCCAGAAGUUUAUUGCCUUUUGUGGGCCACAUCAGAAGAGCAAGACCCUGCCCAAUGGGUAUCCGUGCCAUGCACCGGAGCGAUACUUUUCCUACUUUCGGGAGAACCAUGUGACCACCGUUAUUCGACUGAAUGCGAAGGUCUACCAUGCCUCCUCGUUUGAGAAUGCCGGCUUCGAUCACAAGGAUCUGUUCUUCAUCGAUGGAAGCACACCAAGCGAUGCCAUCAUGAAGAAGUUCCUCUCCAUCUGUGAGACCACAAAGGGUGCCAUAGCCGUGCAUUGCAAAGCGGGACUAGGUCGCACGGGCAGCCUCAUUGGAGCGUAUAUGAUGAAGCAUUAUGGUUUUACCGCACUUGAGGCCAUUGCCUGGCUAAGGCUGUGCCGCCCGGGUUCCGUGAUUGGCCAUCAGCAGCAGUGGAUGGAGGACAAACAAAGCUGGUUGUGGUCCGAGGGCGAACGUAUGCGCCGUCGCACUGGUGUUCCCAUGCUACGGCACACGUAUGGCAUCUACAGCCUGGAGCUGAAGACCAAACUGACCGAAGCCUCCGCCGCCUCGAAUCCCCCCGUGGAUCUGCUGAUGAAUCGAGUCAAGGGGAUUUCCCAACGUGUGGACACAAUGCAUCUGAAUGACCAGGACACAGCCCUGGAUUCGGGUGCCGACCAGACGGACGAAGAGAUCUCCGAGCAGCGGCGCCUAGAGCGGAACGAACGAGCGCUGUACCAGCGCUGCACCACGGAAGAUCCCAAUUGCAAUGUCAGCGACAACGACACGGAUACGGCCAGCGCACCGGCCGAAGCCCCACCGCUGGCCGCCACCUACACAAUGUCAACGCGACGCCGCAAGUCCCCGUCGGCGGCCAACAAACCCACAGUGAUUGCCAACUCCCUGAGGCGCCUGGUCAAUCCGGUGGUCACCCAUCGUAGUGUGCACAGCGCCACCCCACUGAUGACAACUCCGGGUGUUGUUUAUGCCACGCCCGACGUCACCACCUGCACUGAGAAGAAGCUGCGGAAGCCCAGUGGCAAUGUAUUCGAUGCGGCCCGCCAUACCAUCGCAUCGACUGUGCGGAUGACGCAGACGGCGCUGGAGAAGAAACAGGCCCAGACGCAGGGCGACAAACUGAAUCAGAUCAAGGCGCUGCGACGGCACCAUUCGCGCUCCGUAAAUGUUAACAGCAACAACGAGCUGGACUCGAAUCUGAGGCAUACGCGAGCCCGUUCUCAGCCCUUCCGGAACAACAACAAUGGGGUGACGGCGACAACCCACGCGACGAUAACCGCGAGAUGUGCAACGCAGACCACGCCCUCCCUGCUGCAAGGAACAGUGCCGGGAGUGUCGGCGGCAGCGGUGGCGGUUGCUUUGGCCAACAAUCUGAACAAUAACACCAGCAAUAGUACCCUCUCUCACAGCAGUACUCUAAACCCAUCCCUGAAUAACCAGAAUUAUAAUCAGAACAAAAACAACAAUGAUGGCACCACUAACAAUCUCCUGCCCGGCAGUCGCACCCGCAGCCUGGCGAUCUACAGCAAGAGAAUGGAAUUGAAACACCUGCGCAAGGCGGAACAGCAGGAGCAGCCGGUAUCCACUACAACGAACAGCGUCAAGCCGCCACCGUAUGCCACCAUCAACGAGAGCAAGAUCCCUGUGGUGAUGAUGAGUAGUGCUGCCGCUGGCAGCUCGGCCACCAUUCCCCCCACGCGAGGUAGUGCCGCCCGCACCUCGCACCACCACAUGACUCUGCGCGGUCGCUCGGGUAUCCGCUAUCAGCGUCCAGCGGCCGGAGAGCCCGCGCCUGCGGCCGCUCAGGCACAGCCCUGCACGGUGGCGACGGCGCGCUACUAUCGCGAUGUGUCCGCAAUACCCACCGCCAUGUCGUCGUUGAUUGCUUUGGGAACUAGUUCUUCCAACUCUGCUUCCACUUGUACUACUUCUACUGCUGGCUCUGGUUGCUAUAAUAUAGCCACACGAUCCUCCUCCGCUACGCUCGAUCUGAACUCGAAUCCAUUGCCAGCGGCCACACAAGGCACUGGGAGUGGGACUGGGGCUGGGGCCAAGUCCAAGCUAUCCAACAACACGAACAACAACCUCAACAACAACUGCAAUUUGAGUAAUGCCCAUUCUUCUGUUUCUCCUCCACCCAACCACAACCACAACCACCACCUCCCAUCAUCCUCUCCAGACACAGGCCGUCUUAGUGGGCGCGGCAGUGCCGAACUGGAGGCAAUCAUCGAGCACGUGGGAGCGAGGCGGAACAAGCGAUCUCUGAGCUCCACGCGCCUGGACAAGGACAAGUGCGACGAAUACAACACGAAACUACUGCGUAAGACGAGCAUCGUAGCAGCGGCCGCCGUAGCAGCAGCAACCUCCGCACCCACUCCUGCCAACCACAAUCCGAACAACAACAACCAUAGUGGAGGCAGCAGCAAAUACAGCAGCAACAGUGGCACACCCACAACACCCAGCACUGGAGGCAGCUUCAAGUUGUCGCGUCGGGUGUUUGGUGAAUCGGGUUCCUCGGCAUCGGCAUCGGCCUCCAACUCGGGCAUACCCACGCCAACGGCACCGACACCGUCAUCCACGCAGCAGUGGCAGCAGCACCAUGUGGCACCACGUGUUGGUAGCCGCCUGUCCAGCGAUCGGGAGCGAGAGCGCCAACAGCAGGAGCAGCAACAGUCGCUGAAGCUGCGCAAGAAGAUCAGCUACUGAGCAGGAGAAGAUUCCCUGUCCUUCCUUGUUGCCUUUAGUUUUACAAACAUACAACAUAAUCCUUUGUUAAAUAGUGAGAAAUUAAACUUUUGGGAAUCUAUAGAUUAUGUCGGAAUCCGAAUCCCCUCUCCAAAUAGAAAGAGUUUCCCCCGCUUUAAAUCA